Lottia gigantea (owl limpet) is the source of this 867-nucleotide messenger RNA. RefSeq lists its product as hypothetical. The coding region runs from base 1 to 867 and encodes 288 amino acids. The transcript has 8 exons. Lineage: Eukaryota; Metazoa; Mollusca; Gastropoda; Lottiidae. Gene Ontology annotation, cellular component: endoplasmic reticulum. The record is from RefSeq and is a predicted model, not a curated record.
AUGGUACAUAUUGCCGGCGACACAUUUACGAUGGGAUCAGAUAAGCAGAUAUUUGAAGCUGAUGGGGAAGGUCCUGGGCGUAAGGUGAAAGUUAAUUCAUUUUAUAUGGACAAAUAUGAAGUUAGCAAUGCAGAAUUUGAGCUUUUUGUGAAUGAAACAGGAUACAAAACAGAGGCUGAAUCUUUUGGUAAUUCUUUCGUGAUGGAUUUACUAUUAACUGAUGAUGUAAAGAAAGACAUUACUCAGGCAGUUGCUGCAGCACCAUGGUGGUUACCUGUGGAUAAUGCUUAUUGGAGACAACCAGAAGGAAAGGGUACCAAUAUUAAAAAAAGAAUGGAUCAUGCUGUAGUACAUAUAUCAUGGAAUGAUGCAGUUAAAUAUUGUGAGUGGGCUGGUAAAAGGUUACCAACUGAAGCUGAGUUUGAAUUUGCUUGCAGAGGUGGUUUGGAGAAUAGAUUAUUUCCAUGGGGCAACAAGUUAAUGCCUAAAGGACAACAUUGGAUGAAUAUUUGGCAAGGAGAAUUUCCCAAACAAAAUACAGAAGAAGAUGGUUUUAUCAGUACUGCUCCAGUUACAUCAUUUCCAGAACAAAAUAAAUUUGGUUUAAAAAAUAUAAUAGGUAAUGUAUGGGAAUGGACUAAUGAUUGGUGGGAGACUAAACAUACCAAAGACUUUAAAGAUAACCCUAAAGGUCCAAGUACUGGUACAGAUAAAGUAAAAAAAGGGGGAUCAUUUUUAUGUCAUGAGUCCUACUGCUAUCGAUACAGAUGUCAAGCUAGGAGUCAGAAUACUCCAGAUAGUUCAGCUGUUAAUCUUGGUUUCCGUUGUGCUGCUCAUACUCUUCCAUCUUAUUUAAAACAUACAUAA